AUGAUUAUCUGUGAGGUCAUAAUCCUGACUUCUCAAGAGGAUAAGGAAUACACGUGUGAGGUCAUAAUCCAGAUUUUUUGGACUUGCAGACUAUUUGAAUCACAGAAUCUCAGAAUCUCAGAAUCUCAGAAUCUCAGAAUCUCAGAAUCUCAGAUCUCAGAAUCUCAGAAUCUCAGAAUCUCAAAAUCUCAGAAUCUCAGAAUCUCAGAAUCUCAGAAUCUCAGAAUCUCAGAAUCUCAGAAUCUCAGAAUCUCAGAAUCUCAGCAUCUCAGAAUCUCAGAAUCUCAGAAUCUCAGCAUCUCAGAAUCUCAGAAUCUCAGAAUCUCAGAAUCUCAGAAUCUCAGAAUCUCAGCAUCUCAGAAUUUCAGAAUCUCAGCAUCUCAGAAUCUCAGAAUCUCAGCAUCUCAGAAUCUCAGAAUUUCAGAAUUUCAGAAUUUCAGAAUCUCAGAAUCUCAGAAUUUCAGCAUCUCAGAAUCUCAGAAUCUCAGAAUCUCAGCAUCUCAGAAUUUCAGAAUCUCAGAAUUUCAGAAUCUCAGAAUCUUUGAUACUGUUCAAACAACAGAUUCAGCCGAUAUCUCAUAA
Caenorhabditis briggsae is the source of this 582-nucleotide messenger RNA. The transcript is spliced from 3 exons. Lineage: Eukaryota; Metazoa; Nematoda; Chromadorea; Rhabditida; Rhabditidae. The record is from RefSeq and is a predicted model, not a curated record. The coding region runs from base 1 to 582 and encodes 193 amino acids.